GCUUUUGUUUCUAGAAAGCGCUCUUUUUUGGAACAAUAGGAGACACGAUUCUUUGUUGCUAAGAUAUUUUGAAUACCGCUGCUAGGAUAAAGGGGCCUGUAAAAGCUGAUUGCAUUAAGUCACUCUCCACCUUGAAGUCUGUGCGAAUGCUUCGGUCAGUGCCUUUGGGAAAAAACAGAAAUCAGAAAUUCCGGAUUGGCGAACGUGAAGUUAUUAGAGGAGGUUUGGGCACACAGACAACGUCGUUGACAAAAUAUCGAGAUGAUGACCCACGCAACGAAAGGCAACUUUCAAAGUGUGAAGACGAGAAAAAGCGAAAGAAAAGAUAAAUGGAGCUCUGGUGGAUUAUUUUGGCUGGCUGUGGAGGAGGCCUUCUUCUCGUCGCUUAUGUGGCAGUUGUCAUGUACAAAAUAUGUCGUCGCAAGAAAAGGGUUCAGAUGAACCAAGCGGGGGAUCCUGAACGCUUCACUGAUGGUAAAGAUUGGGUAACUCACGUCAAUCCAAGCGUGGUUUCUGAGAGAACAGAAGACGGACUCUGUAUGGACACUAAAAGAGGUUCUACCAAAAUUCGUCGUAAAGCUUCCACUGUGCUUAUACCAAACACUUCUGUUAGCGAGAUUCCAGGGACUUCAGACGCAGUUCUUCGAUCCGUGCAAAGCGUUACAUCUCCGAAGGCUAACUCUGCAAAUAAACAAAACGGAUCUCGGCCGACGGUUGUCGAGAAGCAAGCAUCCACUGGACAAAAGUCACCUUCUGAUGAAAAUAGUAAGGCCGCACCUCCCUCAAGUAACAGUCCUUGUCUGGUCCAAAGGUCUGAAUACACAUGGGAAACAUUGUUACGCCAACCAAGCGAUGUGAGAAAAAACCGAAGCCAGUCAUUUAACUGGGAAGUUUCGGAGCCAAGAAAACAAAACAUGACUACUCGCUCCUUGAAACUAAAAAGAGGUGAAGAAGGAAGGCGAUUUGUAAGAAGUAAAUCCCUCAAAGGAUACACACAGCGCGAGCUAGCCAUUCUAUCCACAGAGGAGAUGCCUCCAUCAACCGAACUAGUUCUUUCUGUAAAACGCGGUGGCGAAAACAAGAAAGGGAAGAGCCCCCAAGAACCUGAGAAGGAUCAAAGCACAGACGCUGAUACACGGAAGAGAAUGUCUGUCAAAUCUAUGACUGCUGAGAAAAGCAUAAAAAUCAGCAGAUCAGGAUCUGCACCAUCCAUGACAGCUAAAGAGAAGGCAGUUAAAAAUGCAGAGGCAAUUAUCAAACCUCGAACGAAAUCGUAUACAUGGAUUCCAGAGCCAGACUACCAAUCGGUUUCCAUCGAAGAGAUCGUUUUAGCAAAUCGAGAAAAAAACAAAGUUAAUCGCGAAGAUCAGGUGUGCAUAGUGGAGAUUCGCAACGAACCAAAUGAUUCAGAUUCACACGUUAGCUUGUCUGCAGGAAACGAAGCCCAAAUGAUCGGUGCAGCGCAAGACGUGCCUAAUGAAGAGCAAUCGCAUGAAGAACAAAACGACUUCUGCACUAUAAUUGAUAUCGUUGAUACUGCGGUUUCCUCACCGUGCCCAGGUGUUGCCAGAAGAGUAACAACAGUUAUGGAUGAUGACACCCCAAACACAAAAGAAACGGAGGAAACCAAGAUUCUAAUGGGAAGUAGCAUAAAAAGAGAAUUAUCUGCUAAAAACCAAGUUAAAAAAUUGGAGGCUACGAUUACCAGUGAACAGCCAGUUACUCACCAUGACCAAACUUCAAAAACAGAAAGUAAUAACGCAGAUGAAACGAAUGUAUCUUUUGGAACUGAUAUUAACAAUAACGUCAAAACAUUGUCCGGUUUUAAUCAAAAGCCACGGCCGAACAAAGCGAUAACAGUAGAGGCAACAGUCCACAAUAUCCCUAAUGGCCAUCCUCCUUUCACAACCAAACCAUCUGAGGUCAGAUCGAUUGGAAAAUUGACUAUCGUCAAAAAUGUCGACGUGCCUUACUACCAGAAAACACAGGAUUCGCGAAAGAGUAUCGAUAAAGCCUCCUCUAUUGUUACAAGGCAAUCAUCUAAUGCAAUGUUGAUUGGAAAUGGGGGACUUUCAACGGGGAAAACCGAUGAAAUUCAUAAAAUUGAGACCUCGCCGAUGCCUACGCCUGUACCCUACUCAAUACAACCACGGGCUUCUAGCCAAACGCAGGACACCACCAAAAUAACUAUUUUAUCGAAAGAUAAUCAGAAAAAUAGCAACGCAGUCCCUCAGCUGACCUCGGCGGAGGUACUUCAAAGGGCGUUACAAAAAUCUGUGAAAGGCAAUGCAGUGAACUUACCGCUAACAACGACAACACCAACACCAACUAAAACGUCAACAACAGCAAAGGAGGUAGACACCGAGCUUACUUUAGAAGAAAAGAAGAAAGUGUGGAAGCGAGAACAAAUAGUGGAUCAGCUGCAUGCCGCUCGGACAAGAAAUGAAAACCAGAGCUACGUAUUUGGCACAGGACUGGCUUACCAGUCUUGCAUGCCUGAACUGCAGAACAGGCUUAAACAAUUAACACUUACAAAAUGAAUUCAAGGAUGGAAUAAUGCCAGAAUGUUAACCACUCAAGAAAGACCUUACAAACUGUUCCAUAAAAACGCUCUUCUGGUCAAUAAAAUAGAGCUUCCUCGUCAAUGGUUAACUAUAAGCUAGCCCGGCGAGGUUUUUAAUUGUUGUUAGAAUCGCAGCCGGAAUUUCUAGAAAUUUUUAGUGGCCGAAGAUUCUCAAUGAAAUAUUCUAUGUCAAAUAUAAGUAAUUGACGUACUAUCGACGAGUAUAAGCCAACACAUUAUACGGAUAUGGAAAGAGGUUCGACUAGCCUCUAAAUUCUAUUAUUAAAUAAAGAAAUAAUACAUUAUCGUA
This is a messenger RNA of Pocillopora verrucosa, 2873 nucleotides long. The record is from RefSeq and is a predicted model, not a curated record. NCBI's taxonomy places the organism in Eukaryota, Metazoa, Cnidaria, Anthozoa, Scleractinia, Pocilloporidae.